This is a messenger RNA of Varroa destructor (honeybee mite), 797 nucleotides long. It is a transcript of the gene Fdx1, whose product is annotated as Adrenodoxin-like protein 1, mitochondrial Ferredoxin 1. Gene Ontology annotation, biological process: P450-containing electron transport chain. The record is from RefSeq and is a predicted model, not a curated record. Gene Ontology annotation, molecular function: electron transfer activity; 2 iron, 2 sulfur cluster binding. Gene Ontology annotation, cellular component: mitochondrion. Lineage: Eukaryota; Metazoa; Arthropoda; Arachnida; Mesostigmata; Varroidae.
UUAAAGAUUCGCGCGCAGACGAUUUUCGAACUAGUGUUGUAAUUGAAAAUUCCAUACAUUUGUUUCGCUAUGUUCGUUUAAAACUUACAUGCAAUUUAACGAACAUAAUCUAGUUUCAUGAUGACGUUGUGACAAACAUAUAUCAUGUGAUCGAAUUGGAUGGUGACGAAAUUGAAGAGUGCCCCUCAAACGUUUAAUGUUCAGAGAGAAUGUUAAAGAUAUUUCGCAGAGCUUUUCCCAGGCCAUUACGCCAAACUGGCAUGCGCUUCCUUUCGGAAGAGUGAACGUCAUAUACAUUACAAAAGACGGCGUCGAACACAAAGUCCGAGGAAAGGUUGGUGACAAUCUCUUGCACCUGGCUCAUCGGCAUGGGAUAGAAAUGGAGGGCGCCUGCGACGCUUCGCUGGCGUGCACAACGUGUCACGUUUACGUGCUAGGUGACUUCUACCACAAAGUUCCAGCGGCCACGGAAAAAGAAGAUGAUCUUCUGGAUCUUGCUCCUUUCCUUAAGGAAAACUCUAGGUUAGGAUGUCAGGUCAUUUUAACCAAAGAGCUGGACGGAAUCCGCCUCCAGCUGCCGAUGGGGACACGGAAUUUCUAUGUGGACGGUCAUGUGCCUCAGCCACAUUGAGUUACUAAACUUCAUAGUAGUAUAAACUGCUAUGGUCAAUGUAUAAUAUAGCAAAGGAAACUAGGUAAAGUACAGGAUAUAGAUGGAAAGUGCCGAGUAAAGCAAAUCUUCGAAAGGAAAUCCGGUAAAAGUGUUUACAUAUGGACAUGAAAAUAAAAAAGGUAUU